AUGUCGCUUCCGAAGCCUGUAUACCCGCUGAGUGGGCACUGCUCAAUCAUCCACGAGAAAACGCUUUACGUAUAUUCGCCAUCUGGAUUCCAAUCGUUGAAGCUUGAAGAGGGGGCAGAAUGGAAGGCGUUACCUAUGGACAUCUCGCUUACCGGGGCGCAAUGCGUGAAGGCAGCACCCAAGGGAGAUGCCCAGGACGCUAAGCUGUUCAUUGUUGGAGGUCGGGUCAACGAGACAGCCUCGACGUGGAAUUACCCAGGACUGAUGCAUUACACAUUCUCCAAGAAGAAGUGGGAUUGGCAACGGUCCGAGAGCUGGAACACACAAAAUCGCGUAAACCAUGCAGCUGUCUACCUCGAAGACUCAAAAGAGAUUCUCGUCUACUCCGGCUCGCAAACGGACGGGGACAACGGUCCAUCAUCGGAAUCGUUCGUCUUCGCCACUGUCGAACCCUACUACGUAUCAAGCAUGCCGUCGGCCGGCGCGCCGCCUUCCGUGAAUCCCAUGCUGAUGAACUCGGAUGCGAACACUGCACUGUUAGUUGGUGGUGGCGCUACCAACACGGCGGUAUGGAAGUACAACAAGGCAUCAGGAUGGCAAGAUCUUGGAGUAACCCUCGAACAACCCAUCGUGAAUGAGGAUGCUGUCAAAUGCUCGGUAGUCACCAGCAAAGACGAUAAGAGGGUUGCUCUGCAGAAGUUCGACAUGAGUGUAACACCAAACGCUGUCGAACGAAUCCUACUGUUGAACAAGGAUGGAUCACCUGCAGCCCCGGGAACUGUCGUUGGAAAGAAGGGGGACAAGGUGAAGCGAGUAACCUUGGACGACUGGUCGUCGUAUAACGAGACAUACGCACCAGAAUCAACACGAACUGGCUACUCAUUAGCACAAGGAGAGGAUGGCACUACCGUCGCAAGCGGAGGUAAUGCCAACGAACCCAUCGCUCUCUUCAACGCGCAGGAGAACUCAUGGAUGAAUGCGACAGCGUUGUUUGCUGGACAAGACGUCCUGGUAAACUCGGUAUCCUCUUCCAGUGCGUCAUCGACACCAACCUCGACAGCGUCUGUAUCAGCUACACCAAGUGCUAGUACCACGGGGGAAGCUGCCGCACCCACGGGUCCUCCUAGCAACAAGGGCAAGAUGCUGACUGUGCUCGGAGCCACACUGGGUACCAUCUUUGGCAUUGCUUUCAUCCUAAUCCUGAUCUUGUUCUGUCUCAAGUACAGGAAGAACAAGAGCAAGCAGGCUCCAGGUUACGUUGAGAAGAACGACCGCAUGAGCUUUGCCGACCGUGGCGCUGCUUUCAUGAAGGAGGCCGGUGGAUCCGUUGUGACUUACCAGCCGAAACACAACAACGACUCACUCACAUCGCUUGCCAUCAUCCAAGGACGAGGUGGUGGCCACAAGAAGAACGUCGCGAGUGACGCCAGCACAGCCGGACUCGUCAAGAAGAGCAGCCCACUAGGGUACUCUGAAGGCUACAAUGAGCCCUACGAGCUUGCCAAGUUCGACCUGAAGCCGGAGCCUGUUGAGCCCAUGGUUCGCCAGAACUCUAGUCGCAAUGCUAAGCCCGCACAAAGAGCUCGCAGCUCAGGCUGGAGUAGGUACUUCGCGAACAACGAAGCCACAAACCUUGCUAGUGCACCACCUGCUGACCGAUCGACUUUCGCGUCUGAUCGAACAAGCACUGCCAGUCAGUCACAGUACACCAAUUCACGCAUGUACAGCUCACGACCAUCACAACACAUUGCUCCACUGGAGAUUCCCAAGUUCAACGACGGGCAACGUCUGAGUCGAGUGGCUAGUGGAAGUCCAACGCUUGGAACACCCACCAGCGGCCUACCACAUCAAGUUCAGCCCAUGCAAGCGGAGCUCGCCCGCGCGAACUCAAACGCCAGCUCGAUAUCCGCUCUCAGCCACGACGAUCGUCACUAUCUACGCCAACCCGUGGAAAGCUGGACCCCAGUAGGCGAUGACCGACGAACUAGCAGUCAGUACACUGGUAGCAUGGUCAUCGAUUCCAACAAGUUCGAUGGCACUAGCUCAUACUACCCCGACGGUACUGAGUCAUUCUAUCCCAAGAGCAACUUCAGCUCCUUCUAUCCUGGACAAGGUGACAACUCACCAACCGUUCCUGACAUGCGAGACAGCACGUUCACCAUGUUCCCAACUGGUAACGCACCUUCUGCACCUUUCGCACCAAAAGAUGAACUACCCAAGAGCAAGUUCAGCUCAAUGUAUCCCUCACCGCCACGUCUCGGUCUGCCGCAAGAUCGUGAGAGCACUGCAACAGUGUUCCCAGGCGGACCAGGUGGAGCGCAUGGAGGACAGGUUGAGGCGGCGAUGCCGAGCCCCAAGUUCAACUCCUUCUACCCACCACCACGAGUUGGACACGAGAGCUCAGCAACCUUAUUUCCGGGCCCUGGCCCCAAUCAACCCAACGGGAAAGAGCAAUCCGACAUGUCAUGGCUGAACCUCGGUCAAAGUCGAUAA
Alternaria atra is the source of this 2493-nucleotide messenger RNA. RefSeq lists its product as uncharacterized. Lineage: Eukaryota; Fungi; Ascomycota; Dothideomycetes; Pleosporales; Pleosporaceae. The coding region runs from base 1 to 2493 and encodes 830 amino acids. The record is from RefSeq and is a predicted model, not a curated record. Gene Ontology annotation, molecular function: protein binding. The transcript has a single exon.